AUGGAAACUGAGGGCUUCGUGACCGUUGACGAUAAAGCGGCGAAAGCUGCAGAGGAAGAUGAAGUUGACGAUGAGGAAUGGACGGAUUUGGAGAGGUUUCAAAACUUUGUAACCAGUCAACAUCCAUUGCGAAGACUCGUGUGUGUCCGGGGGCUGCCGGACCUCGUUAACAGCCUUGAUAUCACGGACGUUGUGCAACUUAUCUUGCAGCCGUUGCAAGCUAUUCUCAACGAUGGCGAGAGCAGCGUUCGAGAUGCGCUGGCUUCCAACCUUGCCUCGAUCGUCAAGAAUGUCAUGGAGAAGGAGAACUUGACCGAUGUAGAGCAGUUCGUGGAGUGCAUCUGGUCUGUUUCGUUCCCGCUCAUCAUCGAUCAGGAUCAGCAGGUCAGGGCGGUCGCCGAGGACGGGGUCAUUGAGUACAUAUCGUUGAUUCCCGAAGACUUGGUGAAAAGCAUUAUGCUAGAUAGCAUCCUAGGGCUGGUUGAGCAAGAGUCGGAAGACGAUCGAAUCACGGGAAUGAAGCUGCUAGGGGGCGAAAUGAGGGGAAAGCAUAUCUUGCCGCUCUUUGACAAGCUUGCGACUGAUGUAUCAAGAUGGGUUCGCAAUGCUGCAUUUCAGCACUUGGGUCCUCUCAUUGCCACACUCUCAACUGAAGAAGUGACGCCAAAGUUGCUGCAGUAUUAUUCAUCGAUGGCAACUGGAAAGGGACAAUCAGUUACGGCUGAUCACGAUCUGCCAACCUUCUGUGCAUACAACUUUCCUGCUGUUGUCAUGACAGUCGGCAGAGAGAAUUGGGUUCACCUACAAGAGGCCUACCAUGAGCUCAUCAAUGACAUUCAAUGGAAAGUUCGCCGGACGCUAUCAUAUAGCAUUCACGAGAUAGCGCUGAUUCUGGGCCCGGAACUGACGCAAGAAUCUUUGCUGCCAGCAUUGGAUACUUUCCUGCAGGACCUCGAUGAAGUCAAAGUUGGUGUGCUUCAGAAUCUUGCAAAGUUUUUCAGAGUGCUCGAUCCAAGCAUGCGAGAGAAGUACGUUUCUGUGCUCUGCAAUAUAGAGAUGGAGACCUACAAGUAUUUUGAUUCCGAGUUUGUUCAUGGCCACCUGAUGUUUGUUGGAAAGCUGGAGGUUUCGACUUCUGCUUGCGCAGCAACUAGGGGAACUUUUCAAACUAACGAGCUUUAUCCGAUGUUCAUGAAGCUCUGUCGGGACCCUGUGGCAGAGGUCCGAAACGCAUCUUGCAACCAGAUCGAUGCAAUAUUGGACCGCAUCGAUGAGCUCAAGGUGGAUUGGCGAGACGAGUUUAUGGAAGAGCUGCACGACCUUGCGACCGACCGAUCCUUCCAGCAUCGGCUCAUGUUCGCUCAGAUGUGCGGGGUGCUCCUUUCUUCGGCAGCUUUGAAAGUCAAGACAUUUGAAAAUGAUUUCUUGAAUCAUUUGAUGCCUCUCGCUGAGGACAAGGGAGUCAUAAAAGCCCUCAAGAACGACAAGGACAUCGAAGUUUUGCGCACGAUGGGGAUCGAGAUGGACGUUGGCAUAACAGCUCAGAAGUACUCGUCGAACAGCAUAUCGAAUGACUCGGAGGUGGGAGCCUUUGCAAGCAAUUCGUGUAUUCAGUCGUUAACUUUGCGUGAUGUUGCAGAUCAAUUAGAUGAGCCCUGGAAGCGAUUGUGA
Messenger RNA from Guillardia theta CCMP2712, 1671 nucleotides. RefSeq lists its product as hypothetical. Gene Ontology annotation, biological process: protein dephosphorylation. The coding region runs from base 1 to 1671 and encodes 556 amino acids. Gene Ontology annotation, molecular function: protein binding; protein phosphatase regulator activity. NCBI's taxonomy places the organism in Eukaryota, Cryptophyceae, Pyrenomonadales, Geminigeraceae. The record is from RefSeq and is a predicted model, not a curated record. The transcript has 17 exons.